AUGCAAGAUCAAUCGAAAACAAAAAUCAGUGCUUUAGGAUAUCAAUUCAUUCCUAUAGACACUUCUCGUUCUCCACUAUUUACAUGUACGACAAAAAGGUCUUUAUAUUGUUCUGCUGAAUGUCACAAGCGUAUCACUUGUCGAACAUUUGAUUUUGAUGCUGAUUCUUUACAAUGUCGUUUAUGGGAAAUGGAUAACACAACAGGCUCAAUUGUUGCUUCACCAUCAAAACCACGAUCAUCUGUUGGUUCAGUUCAAUUCUCUCCUAAUAAUUAUGUUAACAUUCACAAUCAGUCAUGCAAUCAUUGUGAUCAAAGUCGUUAUGAAAUAUGUAAUGUAAACAGUUCAACUUGCCAAUGUCCUCCAUUUACAUAUUGGAAUAAUGGAAUGUGUAUGUCACAAUUAUUUCAAGGUCAAUUAUGUUCACAUACAGAUGCUUGUCGAACGGAUCUUAAUCUUUCAUGUCAACCAACCUGUAACUUUACUUAUCAAUGCACUGCUUCUCCAGUGAUUGGUAUUGGUGUGACAGUUGCUGGUUUUUGCAAUGGCAGUACAGAUGAUGGUACAUUUGGUGUAAUGGGUCCUUGGGGUAUCUAUGUUUCACCAUUCGAUGGAAUUCUAUAUGUAACCAAUUUUGUUAUGCCUCGAUUUCAAUCAUUUUCGUCAUUCUCACGUAUUGGAUCUACGAUUCUUUCCAACGGACUCAGUCAGCCUGAGGAUGUAUUUGUUGACAGUUCACAUAAUAUAUACAUGACUGAAUACACCAUUAAUCAAGGUAUAAUGUACAUUCAACGACCAGGAAUGAAUCUCACAAGCUUUCCACCAAUAGGUCGAUCAGACUCAUCCUGUUCUCUGACAGGAUUGUAUGGAAUUGAUGGUGUAACAGUUGAUUCAUUCGGUAAUAUUUACGCAAUAUUGUCUCAUUGCUUUAUGAUCGUAAAAUGGGUACCAAAUAGUACAACUGGUAUACUUGUUGCUGGAAACCCAGGAUAUUAUGGGUCUGAUAGUAAUUCAUUAGAUUGGCCUCGAUUUAUGCAUUUAGAUGAAGAUCGAGCAGCCUUAUAUGUCGCUGAUACUAGUAACAAUCGCAUUCAGAAAUUUAUGAUAGGCAGCAACCGAACAGGAAUAACAGUAGCAGGUGGGAAUGGAGCAGGAUCGAAUCUUAAUCAAUUGAAUAAUCCUUCAGGUGUUUGGAUGACACGUAAUGGUCAAACUCUCUAUAUUGCUGAUACUAAUAAUAAUCGUGUUAUGCGAUGGAAUCUUGGAGAUAUACAAGGAUCGGUUGUAGCCGGCAGUGCAAGUGGUAUGGCGGGUAGUACCAAUACACUUCUUUCGAGUCCAGGUGAUGUGGCACUUGAUCCUACUGAAACAUAUUUAUAUGUUUCUGACUAUUAUAAUAAUAGGGUACAACGAUUUCUUCUUCAAUAA
This is a messenger RNA of Adineta steineri, 1428 nucleotides long. Lineage: Eukaryota; Metazoa; Rotifera; Eurotatoria; Adinetida; Adinetidae. The record is from the annotation of a GenBank genome assembly.